UGACAAGCUGCGAAAAUAAAAAGGCACGGGGCCAUCUCAUGCUAUGAUUUUAUUUUUAUAAGGUAAAACUAAUAAAAUUACGAAAUGGCUGAUGUUAAGGUUCUUGAAAAUGAUAAAAACAUUGAAAACGAAGAGGAGGAAGACGAGGGUGAUUGUAUAGAAGAGUCAGAAAACAAAGACCCUGCUAAAAAGAAAAAAAAGAAAAAGAAGAAGAAGAAGACAGCGGGAACUGAAGUUCCGGCUGAGAAUGACUCGGAGGUAUCAGUGAAACCAUUAACAAUUGAAGAAAAUAUAGUUGAAGGAGAUGAAAAGAAAAAAAAGAAGAAGAAUAAGAACAAGGUCGCUGGGAAAGUCCAAACUAACCCUCCCACGAUUCCAAUUUCCGAAUUAUUUCCGGACGGUAACUUCCCCGAGGGUCAAAUAAUGGAGCAUGGCCCUGCUGAAGGUAUUGAUGACAGAACAGCUAAAGACCGUUUUAGUAGUGAAGAAAAGAGGGCAUUAGACAGGAUGCAUAACUACAUUUAUCAAGAAAUAAGACAAGCUGCCGAGGCUCACAGACAGACAAGAAAAUAUAUAAAAGACUGGAUAAAACCGGGCAUGACCAUGAUCCAAAUCUGUGAAGAGCUUGAGGCUACAGGAAGACGUCUCAUUGGAGAAGAUGGUCUCAAAGCAGGACUGGCCUUCCCUACAGGCUGCAGUCGCAAUCAUUGCGCCGCUCACUAUACACCAAAUACUGGUGACAAUACCGUUCUUGAGUAUGAUGAUGUAGUGAAAAUUGACUUUGGUACUCAUAUCAAUGGACGUAUUAUUGAUUGUGCCUUCACACUGCAUUUCAAUCCUCGUUAUGAUCCUCUUGUGAAGGGGGUUCAAGAAGCUACUGAAGCAGGAAUCAAAGCUUCAGGUGUUGAUGUCAGGCUUUGUGAUGUUGGUGCUGCUGUGCAAGAGGUUAUGGAAUCACAUGAAGUUGAACUAGACGGAAAAGUUUAUCAAGUCAAACCAAUUCGUAACCUUAAUGGCCACUCCAUUGGACCCUAUCGUAUUCAUGCUGGCAAGACUGUGCCUAUUGUGAAAGGAGGUGAAACAACAAGAAUGGAAGAAAACGAAUUCUAUGCCAUUGAAACAUUUGGUUCGACAGGACGCGGCCAAGUUCACGAUGAUAUGGAUUGCUCUCAUUACAUGAAAAACUUUGAUCAACAAUUUGUGCCUUUAAGAUUACAGUCAUCCAAGCAAUUACUCAACUUGAUUAACAAGAACUUCGGUACUCUCGCCUUUUGUAAGAGAUGGUUGGAGCGUGCUGGCGCGUCUCGUUAUGCUAUGGCCUUGAAGGAUCUGUGUGAUAAAGGUGUUGUGGACGCUUACCCACCACUGUGUGACAUUAAAGGUUGUUACACAGCUCAGUUUGAACACACGAUUCUCCUGAGACCGACAUGCAAGGAGGUCAUCUCUCGCGGUGAUGAUUACUAAUUAUACCGACUACAGCCAACUGUAGCUUUGAAUUAUGUUCAUAGUUAUCAAAGUUUUUUGACAAAUAUAGGUUAUUUUUGAAUUUUACGUUUUCCACCUAAAAAUAUUUUAUAUAGAGACACAACUUUUGCCUCUUAAGCAAUAAGUCCAGUACCUACUGUUCUGUUUUCAUUGUAAAAACUAAUAGUAAGUCAUUGUUACAAAUUAUAAAUACAAUUUUUGUAUAACAUGUUACAAGUGUACUUGAGUGUAUUUGUAAGUAAUCAGGCCAUUAAUUAAAUAAACACACCUAUAUUGGUUAUUUUAACAUC
This is a messenger RNA of Danaus plexippus (monarch butterfly), 1775 nucleotides long. It is a transcript of the gene und, whose product is annotated as methionine aminopeptidase 2. Lineage: Eukaryota; Metazoa; Arthropoda; Insecta; Lepidoptera; Nymphalidae. The record is from RefSeq and is a predicted model, not a curated record. Gene Ontology annotation, molecular function: metalloaminopeptidase activity. Gene Ontology annotation, biological process: proteolysis. Bases 85 to 1464 code for a protein of 459 amino acids. The transcript is spliced from 8 exons.